Molecule: messenger RNA, 2543 nt
Organism: Phascolarctos cinereus (koala)
Lineage: Eukaryota; Metazoa; Chordata; Mammalia; Diprotodontia; Phascolarctidae
Source: RefSeq, a predicted model, not a curated record
UAGGGCAAGUGACUCCCUUAGCUGGUUUUUCUCCUCCCCCUCCUUGUGCUUUUUUUUUUCUUCCCCUGUCUCUCUGGUCCUCUGUGAGGGCGGCAGGGGCCGCUGUGUGGAGGUAGGCUGAGCAACUCCCUUAAAUCCAGUAGUGUGCGCUCCGCUGCGCUUCUCUCCGGCUUGCCUCGGUUCCCAAGACUAGCGCUGCCCCGGCGUCUUCUCUUCUGCGCCCUACUCCACUCCACCCAGCGCCGGCCACUACUGUCCCAAGGGGAUCAAUUGACAGAUUGAUAUUGUAGUUCUCCGGUGGAGGGGAGCCUGGUAGGAAGUUCCCUCGGUUCCGGGAUGGCAGGUUUCUCGCUCUAUGGAGUGCCCCCGCACGGCGCUUGCACCAGGCUUCCAACCGCGUGGAUCCCGGGAGAGGAGAGGCACUCGAACUCAUCCUGAGAUCCAGUGACUCCUGUGGGAAAUGGUCAUUAGUGAUCUUACAUCGAGGACUGUGCACCUUUAUGAUGAAUGGAUCAAAGAUGCCGAUCCCAGAGUGGGGGAUUGGCCACUCAUGUCCUCUCCUCUGCCACAAGCCCUUAUCCUUGGACUCUAUAUCUACUUUGUCACUUCCCUGGGGCCAAAGAUCAUGGAAAACCGCAAGCCCUUUGACCUCAAGAGAUUGAUGAUUACAUAUAAUUUUUUAAUAGUGCUCUUUUCUUUAUAUAUGUGUUAUGAGUUCAUAAUGUCUGGCUGGGGUGUAGGCUAUUCAUACCGGUGUGAUAUUGUUGACUAUUCCAGAUCUCCUAUAGCUCUAAGGAUGGCAUGGACCUGCUGGCUUUAUUACUUCUCCAAGUUCAUUGAGCUAUUAGACACUAUCUUUUUUGUUCUGCGUAAGAAAAAUAGCCAAGUUACUUUCCUGCAUGUCUUCCAUCACACCAUCAUGCCAUGGACCUGGUGGUUUGGAGUCAAAUUUGCUGCAGGUGGCUUGGGAACAUUCCAUGCCUUGUUGAACACAGCUGUUCAUGUAGUCAUGUACACCUACUAUGGAUUGUGUGCACUGGGACCAGCCUACCAGAAAUAUUUGUGGUGGAAAAAAUACUUGACAACACUACAGCUUGUUCAAUUUGUUAUCGUGACAGUCCAUAUAGGACAGUCCUUCCUUAUAAAGGAUUGCAAAUACCAGUUUCCAAUCUUCCAGUAUAUCAUCAUGUGCUAUGGGUGUAUCUUCCUGUUCUUGUUUGCCCACUUUUGGUAUCGUGCUUAUAUCAAGGGUCAAAGGCUGCCCAAAACUGUGAAAAACGGAGUCUGCAAAAGCAAGAAUAACUGAAAUCUCAUGUUGACACAGAUACUUCAGACUGCCAUACUAUACUCCUAGACAAUCAGGACAUAUUUAGAUGCACAGUACAUUUUGUAUGUUUUUCUUCAAAACCAAGAGCUUGUAUUUUUAUGAUAAGUUAUUUGGGUUUCUGAUAUUUGAGAGGGAGGGUAAUAUGCAGAUUAGAAACUAAUCGUGAAGGGGUUUUUUUUGACAUUUUCAAAUGCUAUACAGAAUCUAAAGGUCUGGCUUGAUAUCUUUCUUUACAAUGAUACAAGGCAGUAGAGGUAGAACACUCUUCAAAGAAGUCCAGCAUGCAUGAAAAAUAUCAAAUAUUUUGAGCACUGAGAAGAGUUUAAACCACUAGCUUAGAUAUUGUUGAAGGUGGGCUGACUUAGGAUGAUUACUGUUGGCUUCAUUAUAACACUUCAAUGAUCCUGGAGUUGAUUUUCCUGUUUAAAUAGAUAACAGUGGUGAAGAUUAAGCAACUUUUUUGGAAUUGUAUUAAAUAUAAUUUAGAGGUAAUUUGUAGUCAGUGGGUCUUUUGGGCAGUGGUUUUAGUUUCUACUGACAAAUGUUUCGCUGAUAGGCUAAUAAAAACAACCCAUUACAGUUAUUUUAUCCCUGAGUAGAGCUGAAUUUGCCAAGAAGAAAAAGUACUUAAAGUUCAGCUGUGAUCUUCACUUUGAGUAUUUUUAUUGGCUCUGUUAUGUUUUAGCAUGACUCAGCUGUAAGUUGUGAUCUUCUCACAAGUUGUGAUCUGUGGCUUAAAAGAAAUUACCUUUCAUUAUUGGGCUAAACAGACUUCAGGAUUCACAGCGAUUGUAGGGUGCCAGUUAUGCCCACUAUUCAGAUAUCUUUUGAAGCAAAUGAAUGCAAAUAAAAGGGUAGGUGUUUAAGAGUGAGUAUACCUGUUUAUAUAUUGGGUUGUUUUUUUUUAAUAAAGGUGAUCAGAGGAAAGUGAUUAUGGAAUCAUCCAAAUACUAGUGCCACAGAAUAAUUAAUUGUUCCUUUAAAAAAAAGUAUUAAAGAGGACAGUUUCUGGGGUUGUUAGCCAUAAUCUUCUCUGAGAUCUUCACAAUGUUAUGGCACUUUAAAAAAAGUUCUGAAGGAUUGACUCACCUUGAAUGUGUUCUGUCUCUUUAAAAGAUUCCCUUUCACUUACAUGAGCCAAUACAAAGUGAAAUGUACUGUGUACAAAGUAACAGCAAUAUGGUAGGAUGAUCAGCUGUGAAUGACUUAGCUAUUC